Molecule: messenger RNA, 3487 nt
Organism: Andrographis paniculata
Lineage: Eukaryota; Viridiplantae; Streptophyta; Magnoliopsida; Lamiales; Acanthaceae
Product: protein unc-13 homolog
Exons: 5
Coding region: 76-3063 (995 amino acids)
Source: RefSeq, a predicted model, not a curated record
AAUCUAUCGGAGAACACGCUUUUCCCUUGUGCAGAGCAGUUUUACUUUCUGGGACUCUCUCUGCUCACAGUAUCCAUGGCGUCCAUCUUCCGAGACCGAACCCUCGGCCACUCCCGGCGGGACUCCUUCUCCUCGUCUUCCUCGGCUGCCGCCGCCACUGCUUCUCCUUCCACCGCCACCUCCCGCAUCGCGCCGUCCGCAAUUUCGCCUGCUUUAAACCCAUUGCCUUCCCCAUUCGGCGAUCUCACCCCCACUCUCUCAGAUUCCGACCUCCGCGCCACUGCGUACGAGAUCUUUCUAUCCGCUAACCGCUCCUCCACUUCCAAGCCUCUAACUUAUGUUUCUAACAAUAGUCACAGCAGUUCACCCACCGGCAAUAGUAGCCCCGCCAAUUCCACUGCUUCUCUGCAGAGAUCAUUGACCUCGGCGGCGGCAUCCAAGAUGAAGAAGGCGCUUGGGAUGAGAUCCAUCAGCUCCAAACGGAGCCCCGAUUCGAAUAAUUCCGGUAAAGUGAAGAAGCCGGUUACGAUGGGGGAACUAAUGAGGACGCAGAUGAGAAUUUCGGAUGCCACUGAUUCCAGAAUUCGCAGGGGUUUGUUGAGGAUUUCUGCCGGCCAGGUUGGAAGAAGAAAUGAAUCUAUGAUUCUCCCAUUAGAGUUUUUACAGCAAUUCAAGGCUUCAGAUUUCACGGACCACGAAGAAUAUGAAGCAUGGCAGAAGAGAAACCUUAGAAUGCUUGAGGCUGGUCUGCUUUUGCACCCUCACAUGCCUUUGGAAAAGUCUAAUGUUGCUGCUCAACGGUUGCGCCAAAUUAUUCGUGCAGCCUUGGACCAGCCAAUAGAAACUGGAAGAAAUAAUGAGUCAAUGCAAGUGCUUCGUACUACAGUAAUGGCACUUGCAAACAGAACAUCUGAUGGAGCUCCACUUGAAUCCAGCCACUGGGCAGAUGGUUUCCCGUUGAAUCUUCGUUUAUACGAAAUGCUUCUACAAGCCUGCUUUGAUAUUAGUGACGAAACAUCCAUUGUAGAGGAAGUUGAUGAGCUAAUGGAACUCAUAAAGAAAACAUGGGCAAUCUUGGGACUGAAUCAGAUGCUGCACAAUCUGUGCUUUACGUGGGUUCUAUUCAACCGAUAUGUUGCUACUGGGCAAGUUGAAAAUGAUCUCUUAUGUGCUGCUGACAAUCAACUUGCUGAAGUUGCUAAGGAUGCAAAAAUGACAAAAGAUCCAAUUUACUCCAAGAUUUUGAGUUCUACAUUGACUGCCAUGUUGGGUUGGACUGAGAAGAGGCUCUUGGCUUAUCACGAAACAUUUGAUAGUGGGAACAUUGAUACCAUGCAAAGCAUUGUGUCUAUUGGGGUAGUGGCUGCUAAGAUAUUGGUGGAGGAUAUAUCAAAUGAGUAUCGUAGGAGAAGGAAAAAUGAAGUUGAUGUUGCUCUCAGCAGAAUUGAUACUUACAUAAGAUCGUCACUUCGCACUGCAUUUGCCCAGAUUAUGGAAAAGGCUGAUUCAAGUAGAAGAGCAUCGAGAAAUCAGCCAAAACCUCUUCCUGUUCUUGCCAUCCUGGCCAAGGAUGUUGGCGAUCUUGCAAUCAAAGAGAAGAACACAUUUAGCCCCAUCUUGAAGAGUUGGCACCCCCUUGCUGCCGGUGUUGCUGUUGCCACUCUACAUGCUUGCUAUGGGAAUGAACUAAAGCAAUUUAUUUCAGGCAUUACAGAUUUGACACCAGAUGCUGUGCAAAUAUUAAGAGCUGCUGAUAAGUUGGAAAAAGAUCUUGUCCAAAUUGCUGUUGAAGAUUCGGUGGAUAGUGAUGAUGGUGGAAAGGCUAUAAUUCGUGAGAUGCCUCCUUUUGAAGCUGAAGGCGCGAUAGCCAACAUGGUAAAAGUCUGGAUGAAGACAAGAUUAGACACCCUGAAGGAAUGGGUUGACAGAAAUCUCCAACAGGAGGUUUGGAAUCCACGAGCUAAUCAAGAGGGAUGUGCUCCUUCAGCUGUUGAGGUUUUACGAACAGUUGACGAGACCUUGGAUGCAUUCUUUCAGCUGCCCAUACCGAUGCAUCCUGCACUGCUCCCAGACUUAAUUACUGGCCUUGACAAAUGCCUUCAAUAUUAUGCAAAUAAAGCAAAAUCUGGCUGUGGUACAAAAAACAUGUACAUUCCUACAAUGCCGGCAUUAACCAGAUGUAAUGUGGGGACAAAAUUUCAAUGGAAGAAGAAAGAGAAGCCACCUAUCACUCAGAGAAGAAACCCUCAGGUUGCAACUGCCAAUGGGGAGGGCUCUUCGGGGGUACCACAGCUAUGUGUUCGUAUAAAUUCAUUGCAUAAAAUACGGAUGGAGUUGGAAGGCAUUGAGAAAAGAAUAAUAACCCUGUUGAGGAACUCAGAGUCUGCUCAUGUGGAAGAUUUCUCAAAUGGAUUGGGGAAAAAGUUUGAACUCACGCCUCCUACAUGCAUCGAGGCAGUCCAACAACUCUCUGAAGGGCUUGCUUACAAAAUUGUCUUCCAUGAUCUAAGCCACGUUUUAUGGGAUUCACUCUAUGUCGGUGAACCUUCAUCUUCAAGAAUCACCCCUUUUGUCCAGGAGCUUGAGCGGAAUCUCACCACUGUGGCUGAUAUCGUUCAUGAAAGAGUCCGUACUCGAAUAAUUGCUGAUGUGAUGAGAGCUUCGUUUGAUGGCUUUCUAUUGGUUCUGCUCGCCGGAGGUCCAACACGCGCCUUUACUGUACAGGACUCCCAGAUAAUAGAGGAUGAUUUCAAGUCCCUGAAGGAACUUUUCUGGGCCAAUGGAGAUGGAUUGCCUAACGAUAUAAUUGACAAAUUUUCGGCAAAAGCAAGAGAUGUCCUUCCACUGUUAAGAACAGAUACAGAUAGUCUUGUUGACCGGUUUAAACGACUGACUUUGGAAAAAUAUGGCUCCUCUGCUAAAUCCAGAUUUCCCUUACCUACAACAUCGGGUGACUGGAACCCGACUGAUCCUAACACGCUGUUGCGUGUUCUUUGCUACAGGAAUGAUGAAGCUGCUACAAAGUUUCUGAAGAAGACCUAUAAUUUACCAAAGAAGCUGUAACUAUCCUUGCGGGAUCCUUAUGGAUUCUGCCCAUUGGGGAAGGCAGUUACCGAAUUUUCUAUUGAAACUUGGAAUUGCGCGGUACCUGGUACGGCUCCGAGGUUUUUAUUUAAGGUCUGUUUAUUGCAAUGCUUGAAUAUAAGUAGUAUUAGGAGAGGUAGAUUCAACUUGGUGGCAUAUAUGUUUCAUAGAUGACGAGAUUCGUUUGUUCUUUGAUACUGGUUCUGUUUUUUUUUUUUUUUUUUUCCUGCUGUUCUAAGGUACGGUACGUCUGCGUGUGAUUUUUUGUUGUAGAGAAGUCGGUGAAUAUGUGCAUAAAGAAACUCUGGACCUUUAUAUGUGCUGAAGUAUUUGUUAUUUAACAUUUGCAUAAAUGUUAUACAUUUGUUUUUACCAUGAAAUUUUUGUUAUGUGAUUUAUCAUU